CCAACAUCCACAUACUAUCCUCUCGUAUCUCAAUAUUCAUCUACUGCAUAUCAAAGUGCCAGACAAGAAACGAAAAUGCCGUCCCUCUACCUAACCCUCCUCCACCUCUCCCAACCACUCUCACCAACACCACCAUCAACAACCACCCAAACCAUCCACAACUUUCUCCGCACCACCACCCAAGAAAGCCACUCCAAAACAACAACCAUCUACACCCAGAUCGAAGAACCACACUACAUCUACCUCCUCCACCGAGCAGAAGAACAAGCUACUCACGACCUUCGUCUCCCGCAACAAUCCACCCCAGAAGCACCAAUCACGCACGAAUGGACUCACCAGAUCGACCUCCCAGCGUCCGCCGCAGAGCUCCCUCUCAUGGCCCCCGUGCUAGCGAUCGGCCGGUAUUUUGUUCGGGCUGACCAAUGCGAUCAAUUUCAGCGGACUUUUGAGGAGACGAAGGGGUUUUUGGAGGAGUUUACGGCUCCCGCGCCGGUGGCGGGGGGAUGGAGGAGGAGGGAUGGAUCUGAAGGUGCGGCUGAUGCUGCGGAUUCUGCUGAUAAUGCAGCAGAGUUUGUCUUGUUCUCGGGGUGGGAGGCAGUUGAGAAACAUUUUGCUUUCGCGGAGACGAAGGGGUUCAAGGAGUUCGCGCGGAUUAAAGAGUUUAUGGAGGGGGCGGAGAUCAAACAUGCGGUGCGGUGGAGGGAGAACGAGGCUGAAGACUGUUGAGGCUGUGAAUUAACUGUAUGUAAAGUAUUGUCCUUUCUCCUCUCAUGAUAUUAUUUAC
Messenger RNA from Aspergillus saccharolyticus JOP 1030-1, 784 nucleotides. RefSeq lists its product as uncharacterized. The transcript has a single exon. NCBI's taxonomy places the organism in Eukaryota, Fungi, Ascomycota, Eurotiomycetes, Eurotiales, Aspergillaceae. Bases 76 to 726 code for a protein of 216 amino acids. The record is from RefSeq and is a predicted model, not a curated record.